Molecule: messenger RNA, 1320 nt
Organism: Miscanthus lutarioriparius
Lineage: Eukaryota; Viridiplantae; Streptophyta; Magnoliopsida; Poales; Poaceae
Source: the annotation of a GenBank genome assembly
AUGCAAGCAAAGAUCGAGCAGAAGCGCAGCAACCUGCGGCAGCGGCUGCUAGGCAUCGCGUCGGAUCUGCCGAUGCACAAGCUCCAGCUUGUCGUCACCACGACCGCGGCAUCACUCCCGGCGCUUGCCGUCGUCGCCCUCGUCCUCCUCCUCCUCGCCACGGCGCGCCGCCCGUGCUCCUUCCUCGACGCGUACCGCUCCGGCGUCUCCCUGCCCUCUCCGUCCGGACCCUCGCGCCCCCGCGCAGCCGCCGUCCGGGCGCCCAGCGGGUGCGACAUCUUCCGGCCGGGCGAGUGGGUCCCCGACGACGACGCGCCGUACUACACCAACCUCACCUGCCCGCUCAUCCAGGAGCACCAGAACUGCAUGAAGUACGGCCGCCCCGACCGCGGCUUCCUCCGCUGGCGGUGGCGGCCCGACGGCUGCGACCUGCCGCGCUUCGACGCCGCCGCCUUCUUCGACGCCGUCCGGAACUCGUCGCUGGCGUUCGUCGGCGACUCCCUCGCCAGGAACCACAUGCAGUCCCUCAUGUGCCUGCUGUCCAAGGUGGCGUACCCGAAAGACAUCUCGACGACGACGAAUCCAGAGUUCCGGACGAUGCGCUACGAGCCGUACAACUUCACCAUGGCCAUCUUCUGGUCGCCGUUCCUGGUGCGGGGGCACCAGCCGGACCCGCGCCGGCACAUGUGGGACAUCUACCUGGACGAGCCGGACGCGGCGUGGCGCGACGCCGUCUCGGGCUUCGACCGCGUUGUGCUUUCGGCGGCGACCUGGUUCACCCGGCCGGCCGUGUUCUACGCGGGCGGGCGCGUCGUCGGGUGCCACUACUGCCUCGUCCCGGGCGUGCCCGACCUGACGCUGCGCUACUCCCUGCGCAUGGCGUUCCGCUCCGCGCUCCGCGUCCUGACGGCGGGGGGCCCCGGCCGGUUCAAAGGGACGGUGAUCCUGCGGACGCUGUCGCCGACGUCGCACUUCGAGGGAGGGGAAUGGGACCGGGGCGGGGACUGCCGCCGGACGCGGCCGUUCGCGGCCAACGAGACGCGGAUGGCGGGGUUGGACCUGGACCUCCACAAGGUGCAGGUGGAGGAGUUCGCCAGGGCCAAGGCGGAGGCGGAGGCGAGCGGCGGGGGGACGAGGCUGGUGCUGAUGGACACCACGGCGGCGAUGGUGCUCCGGCCCGACGGCCACCCGAGCCGGUACGGGCACUGGCCGCACGAGAACGUGACGCUGUACCAUGACUGCGUGCACUGGUGCCUCCCCGGCCCCAUCGACGCCUGGAACGACAUGCUGCUCCAGAUGCUCCUCCGGGAUCCGUCUUGA